Messenger RNA from Cantharellus anzutake, 888 nucleotides. RefSeq names its product Fat storage-inducing transmembrane protein. Gene Ontology annotation, cellular component: endoplasmic reticulum membrane. NCBI's taxonomy places the organism in Eukaryota, Fungi, Basidiomycota, Agaricomycetes, Cantharellales, Hydnaceae. The transcript has 2 exons. The record is from RefSeq and is a predicted model, not a curated record. Bases 1 to 888 code for a protein of 295 amino acids. Gene Ontology annotation, biological process: lipid storage; lipid droplet organization; phospholipid biosynthetic process.
AUGGUGAAAGUUACGAACCAAGCAUUAGCGGCAUUGGCAGUCAUAACGACUUUUGGUGUGAUAUACUCCCUCAUAUUUGACACCGCCCUCGACACCUCAAAUCCCUUACUUGCCCACAUACCCCAACCAAACAGGACAUCUUAUUUUGCCCAAAAGUCGAAUAUUUUCAACGUAUUAUUUGUAAAGAACGCAUGGGGUUGGACUAGCAUUGCUUUCUUGACACUCUAUGCCACGUCUCCACCGGAGAAGGCAAAGCUGAGAAGGCUUGGUCGAUGGGUAGUGACGACUUUCGUUUGGGCAGUGUUUGCGUCAUGGUUCUUCGGACCCGCAUUAUUUGACAGAAUUAUCACCGCGUCUGGAGGGCAGUGUCUUAUUCGCCUCCCUCAAGCCGUCUCCACUGGGACAGGGAUUGCGGCAGACUCUCGCUCCCCCUAUGUUGCGAUUCCCGUGGAAUAUUGUGAAGCCAAGCUAAAGUUAUCGCCUCGCACCCAUCCUACACUCUUCACGGACCCAAGAAUUGUCGAUGCGUUCGCUGCAUCACAGGGGAAGAGCCUGUCCGAGCUAGACAUUUCCUUCAGACCGAAGCUGUACUACGGCCAUGAUGUCUCUGGUCACCUCUUCCUCCUCACUCUAUCUAUCCUUUUCCUCGUUGACCAGGUUGGCUAUUCGCUCCCACCACCGUUCACCUCCUUGGAUGCAUCGUCCGCUCCCGCUUCUAAACCUAGCGCUUUGCACGUAGCAACAGUUUACGGAACCCUUGCACUCAUCUCGUUGUGGUAUUGGAUGGCAUUCACAACAUGUGUAUAUUUCCAUACAGUGCCAGAAAAAGUCAGCGGUUUUGUGAUUGGUGUAGCUGGAUUUCUUUUCACUACUCUCGUCGUUCCGUGA